Molecule: messenger RNA, 666 nt
Organism: Solanum tuberosum (potato)
Lineage: Eukaryota; Viridiplantae; Streptophyta; Magnoliopsida; Solanales; Solanaceae
Exons: 2
Coding region: 1-666 (221 amino acids)
Molecular function (GO): RNA-DNA hybrid ribonuclease activity; nucleic acid binding
Source: RefSeq, a predicted model, not a curated record
AUGGUGGCUGAAAUAGAUAGAAAUAUUCAUAGAAUAGCUAUUGUAAGAUACCCUUGGCCUAGAAAUGUCCCAGAAAAGUGGCCAUGCCUAGUUAGAUCCCUAGAGGGGUAUAAACCAUGUAUUGUUUUAAGGGUGAUCUAUUGGAAGGCCCCCAAUGCAGGAUUCUACAAGUCUAACACAAAUGGAGCUUCUAAAGGAAACCCAGGCCCUAGUGUUGGUGGUUUCUAUUUUAGGGAUUGGAAAGGUGAUUUCAUAUUUGUUGCAUCUCAUUUUUUGGGAGUAAAAACUAUCCUUGAAGCAGAGGCUAUGGCAUUGCAAAAAGGGCUUCUCUACUAUUUAGAAAAUCAAUUGAUUCCUGUUAGUAUGGAGAUUGACUCUCAUAUUCUAUCAAAGAUUUUUGAAGGAUCAUGGGAUGUCCCUUGGUGCAUUUGUCCUCUCAUUACGAAGAUUAGGUGGUUGAUGAGGAAUGAACAUGUGGAGGUGAAGCAUGUGUUGACGGAGGGAAUAAAAGAUAAAGUAUUUGAAUCAUUUCAGGAGGUCCUAAGAGAGGGGAAAGCACGGCUAAUUUUAGAUGCACAUCAAGUUUCUAAAGUCCAAAACAAAUUAUUUGUCUUGUAUGGUAAUAAAGGGGUAAAAACUCAUGUUGUUACAAAGAAAGUAAGAUAA